GUGAAUGACAAACGAAGAACGGCAUAUGAAAUAAAACUUCAGUUUUGGAGCGGUUGGAACGUCUACGGCUAGAAAUUUCAAAUUGUGUUUUAUCAUCUAGUGUUGUGCGUUGCGCCUAGCCGUUUACACUGCAUGCUCAUUUUCGUUGUCUUUGUCCAUUCUCAGUUUCGGACUCUCAUUUCUUAAUCUCAACAUGUCUGCAAAGAAACCCAAAGGUCCUGCCAAAGUGCAGAAGAACCAGUACAUGCAGGUGUUUGUGCGGUGCAGGCCUCCAAAUGACAAUGAAGUUAAUCAACGUUAUAACUCGUCAGUUGACAUUCAGGGACAGAAAGACAUAUCUGUUCAAGACCGAUGCAAUUCCAAAAUUACCAAAACUUUCUCCUUCGAUAAAGUUUUUGAGCCCUCUGCUACCCAGACUGAUGUCUAUCAGGCUGUUGUUGAUCCUCUCAUCAAAGAUGUUCUAAAUGGAUUCAAUUGUACUGUGUUUGCUUAUGGCCAAACUGGUAGUGGAAAAACAUUCACCAUGGAGGGAGAUAUUGGCUCAGAUAAAAUGUUUGCUGCAGACUCAAGGGCAGGUUUGAUUCCAAGGGCUGUAUGUGCUCUCUUUGAUGAGUUAAGAGUCCUUCAAGUGGAAUACACUGUCCGUAUUUCUUUGUUGGAGCUUUACAAUGAAGAGCUGUAUGAUCUCCUUUCUCCUGAUGAAGUCCCACCGAAACUCAGACUGUUCGAUGACGUUGCUAAGAAAGGUUCCGUCAUCAUUCAAGGUUUGCAAGAGGUGAUGGUACACAAUCAGUCACAAGUUCUUGAUGAACUUCGCAAAGGCUCUGCUAAAAGGCAGGUUGCUGCGACUCUGAUGAAUGCUCAAUCAAGUCGGUCUCACACAAUAUUUUGUGUCACUGUUCAUUCUAAAGAAAACCCAGUUGAUGGAGAGGAACUUCUGAAGACAGGAAAACUCAACCUUGUUGAUUUGGCUGGAAGUGAAAAUAUUGGAAGAUCAGGUUCCCUCGACAAACGAGCACGUGAAGCUGCUAGCAUCAACCAGUCAUUGCUAACUCUGAGUAGGGUUACUGCGUGCUUGGUGGAGCAUCAGCCUCACGUCCCGUAUCGCGAGUCAAAGUUGACAAGACUCCUUCAGGACUCAUUGGGUGGACGUACCAAGGCGUCUUUGAUAGCUACUAUCUCCCCUGCUUCCUCCAAUGCUGAAGAGACUUUGAGCACUCUUGAUUAUGCUCAUAGAGCAAAGAGUGUAGCCAACAGACCCGAAGUGAACCAAAAAAUAUCUCAAACUGUUGUAAUGAAGGAAUACAUGGAUGUCAUUCAGGAUCUGAAAAAGAAACUUGAAUUGACGCGGAAUGGAUCUGGUGUUUAUGUGAAUGAUGAAAACUACAAGCAGAUCGUUGCUCAGACUCAAGAAAAAAAUAAGGAGAUAACUGACUUGAUUUCUAAAAUUCGUUCUGUGGGUCUACUGAAAAAAACAACUGAGGAAACCUACCUUGCUUUCACUAAAAUGCAUGAGAAUGAACUGAAAAAUUUAGAACAUGUGGACAAUGCCAUUGCUCAAAACACUGAAGAAAUUGGUUUUGCCAGUCAAACCCUUACAAAAGUUAAGUGUGAAAAAGAUGAAGCAGAGAACCUGCUUGGCAACCUAGUAGACAAAGAGAAUGAACUGCUGAGGCAGGCUGAGCAGCUCACAAAUGUCGUUGAUGUAACUCAAUCAGAUAGCUGUAAGAUCCAUGAUAAAUUAGAAUUUUCACGGGUUGUUUUGGUGGAAAAUGAGGCAGUCUUGAAGAAAAUAAGGGAAAGAGGCAAUUUUCACCGAAUGGCUACUCUACGAUUGUGGUCCUCCAUCGUCGCAAAUUCAUCAAAGCUGGAAGAACUUGAGAAUGCCAUAGACUCUCUUCCAGUAACAUACAGGAGUCAACUUGCCGUGGUGAGAGACUCUAUUCAGAAGUAUAAGGAUAAGACCAGGGAGACUACCAAGGAAUUAAACCAUCAUUUAGACAAAGCGAAAGAAAUUCAGAACAGAAGCAAUCAAAAGUCCAAUGAAGAUCUAGUCAGGUUGUAUCUUAAUCUGGUUAAAACUGUGGAAAGUACUGAGAAAAUACUCCGAGCUGUUUGUGAUGACUUUAAGAACUUGAUCUCAAAUCUUCCGAGCCAAACCUCAUCUUGUGUGGAUUUUCUGAAUGAAAGUGUUCUCAAAUUGAAAGAGGUGUCAAAGAGCCAAGUAACUGAAAUGGCAGAGCAUUUUGAUAAAAUUUGUCUGGAGACUGAUUCAAACAUUGAAACUGUUUGCAAGUUGAUGAAUAACCUGCUGGCCUCACAAAAAAAGCCCAUAAGCAAAAUUACUAAUAGGGUUGAGUCAAUGAUAGAAAGGGUGAACAGAAUUCGUUCAAUUUGCCUGGAAGAGCAUGAAGAAACUACAGCUCACAAGGUGGACUUGUUAAAGUGUAAAGAAGAAAUUGCAAGAAAAACAAGUCUUGUUUUGGAGCAUUCAAGUGCUGCAGUAGAAUUUCUUCAACAGCAGCAAAAUGAUGUUGCAACUAACUGUAAGAACAUGGAUGCUGUGUUCCGUGAUAGCAAUAAACCACUACUCCAGGGAUACCAAGACUUUGCCACCUCUAUGAACAACACUGUUUCCAAGAGUGUGGAGACUGUGGAGAAAGCUGAGGAAGAAAUAACUAAACUUCUUUCAUGUGACCAUCUUACCCCAUGGAAAGAAGCAGUGUCAGAGAUUAUGGACAGUAGAUCUGAAUGCCUUCAAUAUAUCAACAAACCACUCGUUGGUUGGAAGGACGUGGCCCAAGAGACUGAGCAGCUGGAUCACAAUUUGUCCUUGGAAUUCAAGGGGCUCGAAAAUAUAAACCAUGACUAUGUAGUAAAAGGAAAUGAAGUUCUUGGUAUGUUCCUAAAAGGUGCUCAAUCAGCAAGUUCUGAGAUCUUAGAGCAGCUUGAAAACGGCAAGUCUGUUGUGAACCAGCUGUUGUCUGAAGAGAUUAAACAUGAUGUGCCCACUGGCCGAACUCCCAUCAGAAAAUCUUAUGGUCCUAUUCCUGAACCCACUGGCUUGCCAUCCCCUAUUACUCGUAAAAUCAAUCCAAGAAUUCAGAAAGCAGCAUGGACCAAACAUAUGCGUAGUCCCAGGAAACCACUGCUUUCUACACAGAGUCUGCAAGAUGUUGAGGACUGCAACGCCUCUGACUCUGAAGUAACAAUCAUCAAAAGGAAGCCUUUAGAGACUAAUGUACUUCAGAAGGCGUCGUCCCUUUGUGAUCUCCGGUCGCAUGCUGUCUUCCAACGGCCUAGGAUCCCUAAAAAGUUAAACCGAAGCAGAAAAGUAUUGUGAAAUUAAAAUGAGUUUUAUUGUAUAUUGUUGCUUUUGCAACCCAUUUGCUGGUAAAUGUAUUGAUCCUUUUUUUUAAAUACGUAAGGUUUUGUAGAUUUUAUAUUUUUAAGUUUAUUGUACACCGAGUUUUUUAUGUACUUCAUGACGAUGAAAGAUUAAGAUGAAAUCAAUUGUGCUUGACCUGUUAAUAAAUUUGUAAAUAAUACUGCA
Messenger RNA from Thrips palmi, 3553 nucleotides. Its product is annotated as kinesin-like protein KIF11-A. NCBI's taxonomy places the organism in Eukaryota, Metazoa, Arthropoda, Insecta, Thysanoptera, Thripidae. The transcript has 17 exons. The record is from RefSeq and is a predicted model, not a curated record. The coding region runs from base 194 to 3343 and encodes 1049 amino acids. Gene Ontology annotation, molecular function: plus-end-directed microtubule motor activity; ATP binding; microtubule binding. Gene Ontology annotation, biological process: microtubule-based movement; mitotic spindle assembly. Gene Ontology annotation, cellular component: spindle microtubule; nucleus.